CAACGCUACGACAGCGCUCAUUUUGCCUCGCCGAUCCUCGUUCUCUACAUCGCUGCCUCAGUUGAUGGAAGCUUCGACCAUGGCGAGAUGUCUCCUCACCGCGCCUCCGCCCCUAUGUGGCCCUCGCGCGCACCCGGAGCCCCUCUCCUCUCCGCCCCUCAGGGUUCACGCGAGGUUUACUCGCCUUAUCUCCAUCUCAAACCCCAAAACUUCCACUUCGGCGUUGCGAUUAGAGAAGAUCAACCGGUUCCUAACCCGGUGUUCCUUGGACUGGGUCGAGACGAAAGCGGAUGUUCCCAUCGAGAAAAGGUUCCCGCCGUUUCCGGCUGUAAUGGACAUAAAUCAGAUCCGCAACAUUUUGCCUCAUCGGUUUCCAUUUCUGUUGGUUGAUAGAGUGAUCGAAUACACGCCUGGACAUACAGCUGUUGGCAUCAAGAACGUUACCAUUAAUGAUAACUUCUUCCCGGGACAUUUCCCCGAGCGUCCGAUAAUGCCUGGCGUUCUCAUGGUUGAGGCAAUGGCCCAGGUUGGAGGCCUGGUUAUGCUACAACCUGAGGUAGGCGGCUCCCGUGAGAAUUUUUUCUUUGCUGGAAUCGACAAAGUGAGAUUCCGGAAGCCAGUGAUUGCAGGGGACACCCUAGUCAUGAGAAUGACACUAAUCAAAUUGCAAAAACGCUUUGGAAUAGCAAAAAUGGAAGGGAAGGCUUAUGUGGGUGGUGACCUGGUUUGUGAGGGCGAAUUUCUAAUGGCUACAGGAUCUGGAAGCGAGUGAUGGUUGAUUGCCAAGCAAAUCUCUUCAUGUGCCUCAUUUCUUUCCGGGGAAUCAAAGAUGUCCUUUUUGUCCUUUUUGGCGUCUAAGGUACCCAGUCUUUGGAACUCCACCGGCAUCUUUUUUUUUGUUUGUGUUCCAAGUUCCUUCUUCAGAAGCUUAUGAUCUGAAAUAAUUUGAUCUUGUGAGCGAAGACUAAAUUUUCUGGAGAAAACAUGUUAGCGAAUCCUAUGUUUAAUCUUCACUGUACCAGUCUUUUCUGAUAUAAGUUUUUAUUAAUCCUUUAGUCAAA
Musa acuminata AAA Group (dessert banana) is the source of this 1061-nucleotide messenger RNA. RefSeq lists its product as uncharacterized. Gene Ontology annotation, molecular function: hydro-lyase activity. Gene Ontology annotation, biological process: fatty acid biosynthetic process. Lineage: Eukaryota; Viridiplantae; Streptophyta; Magnoliopsida; Zingiberales; Musaceae. The transcript is spliced from 4 exons. Bases 65 to 772 code for a protein of 235 amino acids. The record is from RefSeq and is a predicted model, not a curated record.